This is a messenger RNA of Aspergillus calidoustus, 516 nucleotides long. Lineage: Eukaryota; Fungi; Ascomycota; Eurotiomycetes; Eurotiales; Aspergillaceae. The record is from the annotation of a GenBank genome assembly.
AUGGCCUCCCCCUUCCACGCCUACGCCGUAACAAGCGUAACCAAAGCCCUCACCUCGCUCAAAACCAUCCUCCAAAAAGCCGAGUCCCACGCAAAUGAAAAGAACAUCCCCCUCGACACCCUCUUCAACGCCCGCAUCUACGAAGACAUGAAACCGCUCUCCUUCCAGAUCUUCGCGGCAACCUCCAACGCCGAAAAGCUCGUCUACCGCGCGAGCCACAUUGAGCCUCCGGCGCGCGAGCAAACCGACAAGACGUACGAGGACCUGUACAAGCGCAUCGACGCCGCGCUCGCGGAGAUUACGAACGCGGACGAUGCGCUUAUUGCCGCGAAUGCGGACAAGACGUUCAAGGCGCCGCUAGGGCCCCAGGUGGUGGAGUUUACCCCUGAGAAGUAUGCGGUGACUUUUACGCUGCCGAAUGUGUACUUUCACGUUGUGACGGCGUAUGAUAUUCUGCGGAAGGAGGGCGUGCCCUUGGGCAAGCUGGAUUAUUUGAAGGACUUUUUGGAGUUGUAA